Molecule: messenger RNA, 3378 nt
Organism: Dendronephthya gigantea
Lineage: Eukaryota; Metazoa; Cnidaria; Anthozoa; Malacalcyonacea; Nephtheidae
Exons: 10
Coding region: 72-2444 (790 amino acids)
Biological process (GO): protein phosphorylation
Cellular component (GO): cytoplasm
Molecular function (GO): protein serine/threonine kinase activity; ATP binding
Source: RefSeq, a predicted model, not a curated record
CGCGAGAUUAGUGAAGGCAGUGAAGGAGAGAGAAGAAACGUCUAAGGAGUUAAUUUUCACUUCUUGUAAAAAUGGCUCCAACUGGCGAAAACAAACCAUUUGAAGGCCUUGGAAAGGAACCAAUAAGUCGCAUUGAUGACUUAGAUUCGGCAGUCACCGUAAGCAGGCCUUUGCAGCGAGUAAAGAGCGUGAAUUUUACUGCUGUUUAUCGCACAGCAAAAUGCCUCGCUAGUGCGACCAAGGAAAAUGACGACGAUAACGGCGAAACAUCGAAAAUGGAGAUGGAUAUUCCUGAGUCGUACUUGGCAGAAGGAGGUGAUUUUCAGUAUGUUUUUCCACAAACCACAAACGAUAGCCUUUGUGGGGUUGAUGAUGAUUCGGUGUUUCCGCUUCAACCGGAUUGUUUAACCCACAUGACAACAACAAAAGGAGUUUCAAAAUCAUGGAAGUCCAGUGGGAAAGGAAAAAAGCGGAAGAAAAAAAAACAUGGCAACAAACGAUCAAGCCAUAAAAAAUAUCGAUCAGACAUUCAUAUGGUUUCCGCUUCAGAAACAUUAACAAACAGUGAUUUAAAAAAUGAAGAUGAAAAACCAUUUGACUUUGCUGGUGCGAGCAUGGUUGUCAAUAGCAACCUUUGUACCCACCAUAAUAAAUAUACUACAGGUCAGGGGAAUCAUAACACAGGUGCAAAAGGUGGUUGCAUCACUAAAAAACCAGCUCCAAGUACAAGAACAAAUGGAAAUGUUUGUUGUACACAUUAUCAAACAUCAAAAGGAGGUGCAGUUGGUGGUGGUAACGGUGCUGGUGAUGAUGGUGAUGAUGGUGAUGAUGAAGGUGGAGGGAGGCAUGCUAGGAAGUUGCAUGAUCAUGAACCUUGCAGCUAUUGUCGGCAGCAACAAACAGCGACUAGUUCUCAGAGGAUAGGUGUGGCCAGCCCUUUGGGUGAAUCAAAAGACCAAGAGAUGGUCUCAGUUGUAAAUGAGCCGCGGCAAAAUGUCGGACAACCUGAACAACAAGCGCAAGGUGUUAACCCCACCAAACAACUUAUAGUGGUAAUGAAUGUCAGUCUGAACCACUACAACUUUUGCAGCAAGAGACCUUGUAUGAAAUGCAGCAGGGUUGAAACGACGCUGAUCCAACACCAUUUCGAAGAACAAAAAGGCAUGUGCAAAUGUCGAAAAUGCCUUUUGUGGUUAAAUGUUCUUCAUUAUCACAAAAAGAUCUGCAAGUUUGCAGAAUGUAAAGUCUGUGAGAGAGUGAAUCUGCAGACUUUACCAAAACAAGCUGCAAUUCCUGUGAAACCAACAACUACAAUAAAUGCUCAGCGGACAGCACAAACAACUGCAGUAAAUGUUCAGCGGACAGCACAAACAACUGCAGUAAAUGUUCAGCGGACAGCAGCAACAAAUGUUCAACAUUCCACUAUAAAUGUUCAACAGAGUUCACCAAGUCUAGAUCAUGAAAGGAUUGUUUGGAAAAGUGAAAGCAUUGAAAAUGUCACUCACUUCAAAGAAGAUGUCCACUAUUUGAUGGCCAAAGAUAGCUUUGAUAAAGGAGGACAUGGCGCUUUGUACAAUGUGGAAAUACUUGAUCAAGUCAAGCAGUCUGUUUUUGGUUCAUCGUGUGGAGAGUUUGUGGUUAAGAAGGCUGAUCAAGUGGGGGAGGAUGAGAAAGCUGCUUUUGAGCAAACUUGGAAACAUCCAAAUUUUGUCAAGACGCACUUUGUUGUGCAAAAGGUUCAUCCAAAGUCAGAAUGUCUCAUCUUCAUGGAGAAGUGUGAACGUUCGCUCAAAGACUACCUGAAGGAGCUGUGUAACAAAGGAAAAACACUGGAAUUAUAUGAGGCUAUGUUCUACUGGUCUCAAACUCUGGAUGCUCUCAAACAUCUCCACCAUUUUACACGUAUCCCUUUGCUGCAUAAAGAUAUCAAGGCUGAGAAUGUGCUGCUCUCCAUCCAUGACAACCUGCUGAGGGUUAAACUUGGUGAUUAUGACACAGUGAAAAGAUUGCACCACAGUUUCACCCCACCUGGUUUGCCCGUCAAGGGUACACAUGGGCUUAUUUCACCAGAGGUCUUGCGGCUGGAGCCACAUGGCCGGCCUUCUGACAUAUGGAAUAUGGCAAUGUUCCUUUUUCAACUGUUAUUCCCUGUUGAAUUCACCAAGAUGCAAAGUGACAUCAAAGACUUGUUGCUUUUGAAGGGCAUUAACAGGUCUCUAUUCAACUACAACGCUGAGCGGUUGGUCAAGAAAUUCUUAGCUGAAAAGCUUCCGUAUUUGAGACAAAUGGAUGGUGGUCUUGCAGAAGUUAUUCAACAGUGUUUGGAGGAGGAUCCAAGCAAUCGCCCUACGGCAGCACAGCUUGUCAAACAUCCUGCAGUCCACAAGUAUUCCAGCAUGAAAAUCGAUAUGAAAGAAUUGAUUGGAAAAAUUUGCCAGAAUUAAAGACCUGAUGACUAGGAAAUGCCUUUCAUUUGGGAUAAAAAAAUUGGGUAGUAAUAAACACUUCAUAAACACAUAAACUUGUACUUUAGUUGUAGAUGUGAUGUAGAGUAUGGGUGAUACAAUUGCACAUAUCCUCAGGUAAGAUUUGAAGAACUUCGACGUUUCGAGAGUAAUAGACCAUUGAGUUUAGGUUACAUGUGUGUGAUUGUAUAACUCACUUUAGAAUUUAAUUUACGAUAUAUAACCUGCUUCGGUCAAUAUAUAAUAACCUAUGUAUUCAAGGUUGUAGCAAGCACAUUAUGCUUGGGAUUGUAGCAAGCACAUUAUAUACUUGGGAUUGUAGCAAGCACGCAAGCACAUUAUACUUGGGAUUAUAGCAAGCACAUUAUACUUGGAAUUGUAGCAAGCAAAUUAUACUUGGGAGUUUAGGGUUUGCUAGCAAUAUGGGCAUGUUUUAUUAUAGUUGGGUGUUGUCAUUAUCAACUUCAGUAGUGUACUCUACCCACAACUUUAAAUAUAACCUAGGAGGGCACCCUUGCACCCUUUCUUAAAUGUAUGCACAACAUGACCUGGUAUAAUAUAUGUAACCAUUGUAACAGGGGAGUAGUGUGACCAUUGCAAUUGGCGAGGUGUAACACCAAAAUUUUAUCAAUGAAAACAUGUGGUACUUGUGCAUCCAGAGAAAGCACAUAACUAUUUGGUCAGAAAAGUUUACCAAUGCUGGUAUGAAAUCAGCAACAAACUUUGCAUGCACCCCCCCCCUGCCCCUUUUCAUGCUACUCCCCUGUUUUUGAGGGUUUUCCUCCGGGGCAUCCCCGGUUUCCCUCAUCAAUAUAAUCAAUAUAACCAAUAAUUUAUGUAACUAGGGUAUCUUUCUUAAGUAUCUUGCAAUAUGUAAUAGUGACUGGUGAUUUAAAUAUAGAUUUAAAAAAAU